This is a messenger RNA of Lytechinus pictus (painted urchin), 1011 nucleotides long. Its product is annotated as D-3-phosphoglycerate dehydrogenase-like. Gene Ontology annotation, molecular function: NAD binding; phosphoglycerate dehydrogenase activity. Bases 106 to 1011 code for a protein of 301 amino acids. The transcript has 7 exons. NCBI's taxonomy places the organism in Eukaryota, Metazoa, Echinodermata, Echinoidea, Temnopleuroida, Toxopneustidae. The record is from RefSeq and is a predicted model, not a curated record.
AUUUCGAUCACGUUUAUUGUCAAUGCUAGCGUUUUACGUCCGGUCCACACGUCAAAGUUACUCGGCAAUUGUUUCUAUCUUGCCCGAUAUUGCUACUCAACAAAGAUGGCUUUUACCUUACAGAGAGUUUUAAUAAGUGACAGUGUGUCACCAAAAUGUACGGAAAUCCUGAGGGAAAACGGAAUCCAGGUUGACAACAAGACGAAAUUGAGCAAAGAGGAGUUAUUGGCGGAAAUCCCGAAUUAUGACGGCCUCAUUGUUCGAUCAGCGACCAAGGUUACGGCUGAUGUUAUCCAAGCUGGCACCAACUUAAAGAUCAUUGGGAGGGCUGGUACAGGUGUUGAUAACAUUGAUAUCAAGGCUGCAACACGUCAUGGUGUUGUCGUUAUGAAUACACCCGGUGGGAACACCCUCAGUGCUGCUGAACACACUUGUGCCAUGGUAUGCUGCUUAGCAAGGAGUUUACCUCAAGCCCAUGCGACGCUCAAAGCCGGCAAGUGGGACAGGAAGGCGUUCAUGGGAUCAGAGCUGUAUGGCAAGACCCUCGGCAUUGUGGGAUUGGGGAGGAUCGGACGAGAAGUAGCUCAGCGUAUGCAGUCCUUCGGGAUGACGACAAUUGGUUUUGACCCCAUUGUUCCAGCUGAGGAGGCUGCCCAGUAUAAGAUUGAAUGGAUGUCAUUAGAAGACAUGUGGCCCAGGUGUGAUUACAUAACAGUGCACACACCUCUCAUACCACAGACCAAAGGCCUCCUUGGUGAUGCAUCGUUCAAGCUUUGUAAGAAGGGUGUGAAGGUCGUCAACGUUGCUCGUGGUGGUAUCAUCGACGAGGAAGGCCUAUUAAGAGCGCUUGAUGCAGGCCAGUGUGGUGGCGCUGCACUUGAUGUCUUUGUCGAGCUCUCGCCUCUGCGCGAGUCUCAAUCAAGUGCUGAUGGUACGGACGCAUGGGCGGGUACGGAGUCUGUACACCGUGAAUGCACGGGUUUCUUUCCCGGUUUCUAUUGCAUUUCGUAG